UUUGUGGUCCAGGGUCACAACUGAUUAUUCAUACAAAUCGGCUAUUGUUCUUAAUUUCUCUGACAUAUCUUUCAGUGUUAUCAUUUUUCUUAGUUUCUUUACAGCAGAGCUGCUGUGUACCACAUGGCUCAUUUUUCUUCAAACAGUUCUGGGAAAUCUCACGUCAGGCGAAGCUUCUUCAGUCAGACUAGUUGAUGGCAGCAGCUCCUGUUCUGGAAGGGUGCAGGUUCUCCAUGAUGGAAUAUGGGGAAAGGUGUGUUACGAUGGCUGGGAUUUGUUAGACGCCAAUGUCGUGUGUGGUGAAUUGGGCUGUGGGGAAGCAAAAGAGGUGAAGUUAGCGGAAUAUUUUGGGAAGAGCCCAGAACAAAUAUGGAUGACUAAGGUGAAAUGUUUUGGAAACGAGACCUCACUGAUAGAAUGUCCAGUGGGUGGAGCGGACAAAUGGGGUCAAAACUUGUGCCUACAUGACUUGUAUGCUGGAGUCAUCUGUCAGCCCAGAACCAGGCUGGUGAGCGGCAUCAACUUUUGUUCCGGACGAGUGGAGGUUCUUCAUAAUGAAACAUGGGGAACAGUGUGUGAUGAUGGCUGGGAUCUAACAGACGCUGCAGUGGUGUGUAGAGAGGUGGGCUGUGGGAAUGCUCUUGAGGCAAAGAGCGCUGCUUAUUUUGGAGAAGGUUUAGGACAAAUAUGGAUGGACAAUGUAAACUGCUCUGCAAAUGAGUAUGCAUUGAGCAAAUGUGAAUACCGUGAAUGGGGAGCGCAUAACUGCAAUCAUUCAGAGGAUGCUGGAGUCAUCUGUCAGCCUGUUACAAGGCUGAUAGAAGGCACUGAUGCUUGUUAUGGAAGAGUGGAGGUUCUCCAUGAUGGAAAAUGGGGAACCGUGUGUUAUGAUGACUGGGGUGCAUCAGAUGGAGCAGUGGUAUGUAAAGAGAUAGGCUGUGGGAACAUUUACAAAUAUGGUGCUUAUUUUGGAACUACAUCUGAACAAAUAUGGAUGGACAAUGUAGACUGCACUGGAGAAGAGGCAGCUCUGAGCACCUGUGCAUUUCAGGGAUGGGGAACUCAUAACUGUCUUUUUGCCAGACACGCUGGAGUCAUUUGUGACCUCCCGGUCAGGCUGGUGCAUGGGAGUAGUAUUUGUUCUGGACGAGUGGAGGUUCUUCAUGACGGUCAGUGGGGAACCGUGUCAGAUGAUGGCUGGGAUCUAACAGACGCUGCAGUGGUUUGCAGAGAACUGGGCUGUGGAGAUGCUGUAGAAGCAAAAGGUGGUGCUUAUUUUGGACAGGGAUCUGGUCCAGUAUGGAUGGAUUCUGUUGACUGUGUUGGGAAAGAGUCUUCACUCAUACAGUGUAACAUAAAUCACUGGCAACACUACAACCUUGAUCACCUGCAUGAUGCUGGAGUUAUUUGUGGUGAGUCCUAUUCCAGAUCUGGAGAGUCUGUCCAGGGCUCAGAAACAAGUGUUAAAGUCCUGUUGAGGAUUGAGGUGCAGACCGACCCCAUGUUCGACCCAAAUGAUCCCAGAACCAUGAGUAAACUCUCAGAGGAGAUGGAGAAGAAGCUGCACAUUAGCAGACCUUUCUCACUGACUUGGAAAACUCAGAAAGAUGGAAAAGUCUUUCAGGAAGUUUCCCAGAAAAAGAAAGCUGCAAGAAAAUGUAAUUGACAUGCUGGAAAAUGCAUUGUUAUUUUAAUGAAAUUGUAAUUGUAAUGAGAUGUUUUAUUUCAAAUGUACAAUAUUUGUAAAAGAAAACAAAUACAGCUUUCUAAUUUAUUAAUUCCAGCUGUUUAACAAGUAAAUGAAAAUUAAGAUUUGAAUCCCCUAUUAAAUAAAUAAAAUAUAAUACCACGAUGGAAAACAUUUUAAUAUAUAAUACAUAUACUUAAUUACUUUUGAAUAUUUACAUGUUAUAAAAUGUUGGGAUUAAUUUUACCAGUGUAGUUGAAAGUGUCCCAUUGGCAAAUUCACCCAAGGUAUGUAAUUGGCAAUUCUGAAUGUGAUCCAAAAACAACUUAAGUAAUUCUUAAGUCAUUAAAAUAUCAAAGGAUGUCAGGCUUGUAUAUUUUUUAUAAUCAUGUCCUGCUUGUACAUUUUAACAGCUAUAAUAAUGAACAGCUUUCCACCCAUCUAAAACAAAACAAACAAACAAAAAAUGUUGCUUUGAGAUGAAUUAGUUGUCAUUUGUUUGUAACCAAAAGCUAUCUUUUAGGUAAAUUGCAAAUGGGAAAAUUUACAUUUGGUACAUUGUCUUAUCUGCACAACCAGUGCUUGGUAAUGUUCUCUUCACCACUUUGUUGGUACGCAAUGCAUUUUCUAGGUUUGAAAAGUUAUUUCUUACGACCAAUUUGUAAAGUAUAAACCAUUUCGAAGAUGUCCCAUUCACUAUGUAUUUGUUCCUAUGCAAUUUCUAUAUUU
This is a messenger RNA of Onychostoma macrolepis, 2416 nucleotides long. RefSeq names its product deleted in malignant brain tumors 1 protein. The transcript has 7 exons. The record is from RefSeq and is a predicted model, not a curated record. Bases 374 to 1666 code for a protein of 430 amino acids. Gene Ontology annotation, cellular component: membrane. NCBI's taxonomy places the organism in Eukaryota, Metazoa, Chordata, Actinopteri, Cypriniformes, Cyprinidae.